Haliaeetus leucocephalus (bald eagle) is the source of this 651-nucleotide messenger RNA. RefSeq names its product PDZ and LIM domain 4 (gene PDLIM4). Lineage: Eukaryota; Metazoa; Chordata; Aves; Accipitriformes; Accipitridae. The transcript has 5 exons. Gene Ontology annotation, cellular component: filamentous actin; Z disc; stress fiber. Gene Ontology annotation, molecular function: actin binding; muscle alpha-actinin binding. The record is from RefSeq and is a predicted model, not a curated record. Gene Ontology annotation, biological process: muscle structure development; heart development; actin cytoskeleton organization. The coding region runs from base 1 to 651 and encodes 216 amino acids.
AUGUCCCAUUCGGUGGUCCUGCGUGGUCCUUCGCCGUGGGGUUUUCGCUUGGUGGGCGGGAAAGAUUUCAGUGCUCCGCUGACCAUCUCCAGGAUUAACCCUGGCAGUAAAGCAGCCAUGGCAAACCUGUGCCCAGGAGAUAUUAUUCUGGCAAUUAAUGGAGAGAGCACAGAGAACAUGACACACCUAGAAGCACAAAACAAGAUCAAAGCAUGCAUGGACCAGCUACUGCUCUCCGUGAACAGAGCCGAAGGGAAGACCUGGUCCCCCCCUGUUCUGGAAGAUGGGAAGGCUCAAGCGUAUCGGAUCAAUAUAGAGCCAGAACCGCAGAGGUGGCUCUUUGAGUGUCCUGACAAGGGUCCCAAGGUCCCCCCAGAGCCCUUCCUCAGCUCAGUCCAGAAGGAAUACAAGACGUGCAAGGGUGGAAGAGGGAGGGAUGAUGCUACGAAGAGUGGUGUUGGCCUCGUUUCCCUUCCGUGUCCUCUGACUUGCGCGGUGCUAAGGGUGAUCAUCAGCACCCAAGAGUGCCAACCCACGCAGCAGGCAUCGCGUCCACUGGGAACAGAGAUCCCAGUCAUGGCUGGAGUCCCCUGUGGAGCAAUUCCAUAUGACCCAGGACUGCCCUAUGCUGUGUUCAUUCAGCCCGUGUAG